Molecule: messenger RNA, 2473 nt
Organism: Hyaloscypha bicolor E
Lineage: Eukaryota; Fungi; Ascomycota; Leotiomycetes; Helotiales; Hyaloscyphaceae
Exons: 5
Coding region: 459-2189 (576 amino acids)
Source: RefSeq, a predicted model, not a curated record
GAAGUUUUGCUACUUGAUAUGGUAUAGCUGCUGCUUAUGAUCCUUUGCAGCGGGCGACAUCUCCGGAGCUCGAGAGGAACACAGUACAGCGAUUGAGUCAGACCCCCAAGCAGUCUAUACCCUUUCUCUGCAUGGUCUGCUCUCCAUGUGCUCGCCGUGCCUGUUGCCGACAGGCAGCUGUUGUCAGAGUCCAGAGCUCGGCCACCGGCCUUUGUCUUGGGCGACGGAGGGUUCGGCGAGUAUUAUAAACGUCAUACUGCUGGUGUCAUUUUUUUCUGUUUGCGCUCCACAGCUCAUAUAUCUACUGCUCACCAUAGUAAUCAUCUUAUUCCUCUCCUGCGAUCUGACUACAAACAUAACCUCUCUUGAAGCUCCAUACACCGAUACGGUUCCUCACUCCCCGCUUGGACCACCCUGGGAACUCCGUUUUGACAUCCAGCGACCUUUCCACGACACCUAUGCGACCACCAUCACCAACAUUCGUGACCUUUACCGGUGCUAUACUGCUCGGACUUGCGUCCGUUGCAGUUGCACAUGGCCACGAUGAGGAUAUGAAUAUGAAUAUGGGCGAGUCGUCCAUCACACGCCCAACCAUUACCUCCGGCGCCAAUGUCACUUUACCAGAGACGUACUUUCGGUAUGGCGAGCACUCCGGAUUACUGGCAGCGCACAUUUUCCUCAUGGUUGUUGCCUGGGUUUUCAUUCUGCCAAUAAGUGUCAUGCUGUCGAUUUCCCGCUCCCGGUACAAUCUGCUAGUACAAUUCGUCUUCCUGGCAGUAAACGGAGCCGGGGUCUUACUUCUCACCAUUUACAACGCGCCGGAUUUGUACCCAAACAAUGCGCAUCACAAGCUAGGAUGGAUCUUAACGUGGAUCAUGGGAGCGCAGGCGGUGAUGGGUGUUAUAAGCGCGUAUACGAGACGAAAAGACGAUCGCGGGGCGUUCAUCCCUGUCUCGACGCAGAAUAUCGAACAGCAUCAGCGCAUCCAUAAUAUGAGCCAGGCGCAAAUGUACCGUUUUUCAAACGACAGUGGUCAGGGCACUGAACCUAAUACUGAGUCUUUGAGAAGCCAGUCGAUUUCUUCGACACAUUCAGAUGAUCCCCAGCUUCCUGAUGUGCGCAUGGAGCACGAGGAAGAAGACCAGGAUGAGAAACUGGGCUUGAUGCAUGGUAGCAAGGUGGAUAAAUUCUUGUCUAAGAAGAUCCCAGGACUGGUUUCUGGGAGACUUUUGAGAGUUUUUCAGUUCUUUUAUAAUGUCAUCGAUCGCGUAAUCUUGAUUCUUGGGUUCGUUGCGAUGAGCACGGGGAUCGUUACUUACGGUGGAUUUUUUAUUGGGCCUGCAGUCUUCAAUGGACUUGCACACUUUAUCAAAGGUGGCGUGUUCUUCUGGUAUGGUAUCUUAACUAUUGGUCGUUGGGCCGGUUGCUUUGCGGACAUAGGCUGGGCCUGGAACAUCAAGCCCAACAAGGGAGGCCGAAGAAUAACUGCGGAGUUUGUGGAGAGCUUCCUCAUUUUCUUUUAUGGGUCUACGAACGUUUUCCUGGAGCAUUUGACUGCGUGGGGAGAGGAAUGGAGUGCUCAGGAUCUGGAGCACAUUUCGAUCACCGCUAUGUUCUUUGGUGGUGGAUUGUGCGGCAUGCUCAUCGAAUCAACCCGCAUACGCUCCCUCCUGAACGCUACCAAGUUAUCCCAAAUUCAUCCUUCCUACGGCUCAGAGAAAUCGCAGGAAUUAGAAGAGCCCAAAUCCUACGCCUUCCCAAUGAACCCCAUCCCCGCGCUAGUGAUUCUGCUCCUCGGAUUGAUGAUGUCCUCGCAUCACCAAGAGUCAAUGGUCGCGACGAUGAUCCAUUCGCAAUGGGGGACUUUACUCGUCGGGGCGGCAUUCGCAAGAGCUGCAACUUACAUUCUGUUCUACCUGAGCCCACCGGCAAGUGUUUUGCCUGGUAGGCCGCCGACGGAAUUGAUCACGGCGUUUUGUUUGAUGGCUGGGGGAAUGAUCUUCAUGGCUAGUGCACGAGAUCUCACCGAAGCAAUGGAAGCCAAUGGCCUGGACGCAAUGUUCAUCUUCACCGUCUCGAUGGGCGUGAUUACGUUCUUGAUGGCGUGGAUCAUUGUUGUUGUUGCCAUCAAAGGCUGGGCUGUGAGGAGGGAGAAUAGGAGUGCGUUUACGUACCGCCAGGUUGCGUGAUAAGCGCUGAGCGCGGCUCGCUCGCUCGCAAACAAGUGAGAGAAGGAGUGAGCAAUGAGGGAGGAAGAAAUGAGGGACUGUGAGAAGUCGUGGAUGGACAAGGGAACGAAGAACUGACGCAGCUUUCGCGGCAUUCAUGGCGCACAAUGAUACCACUUGACUUUUAAGAUAUUGAUGGGAGGAUAUGAGGAUAGAUUUAAUGAUAAUACUUUCUACGUGAGAUAUAAAGGUUACUGACUGAUCAAUAUUGAGAAGCCAGCGAAUUGCAAAGUCUUGUUUCCCCA